Molecule: messenger RNA, 9046 nt
Organism: Phacochoerus africanus (Common warthog)
Lineage: Eukaryota; Metazoa; Chordata; Mammalia; Artiodactyla; Suidae
Gene: MICAL3
Product: microtubule associated monooxygenase, calponin and LIM domain containing 3
Exons: 40
Coding region: 298-6783 (2161 amino acids)
Molecular function (GO): protein binding; FAD binding
Source: RefSeq, a predicted model, not a curated record
AAUAAUCGGAUACACUCAGUCCCUCUGAGUGCUAGGAUUUUGGAGUGGGAAGGAGCCUCUACUACAGUCAAAGAAACUGAGGCCAGGGAGGGAAAGUGAUAUCACUCAGCUGGAGGACGCUGCACCCCCUGCCCGCCCAGUGCCACCCCAGAGAGGACCUCACCUUGGCUUCAGAUGUUUCAUCAGCAGCCCAGACAUCCCACCAUUCGUCACGCUUUGGGAUUAACGUGACCGUGCCAGGUGGAUCAGCAGCCCUCCCGGUGCCCUGCUUGUUGGGGGUGCCGAGAGCGGGGAGACAUGGAGGAGAGUAAGAAUGAGGCAACAAACCGUGCUCAUGUCCUCUUUGACCGGUUUGUGCAGGCCACCACCUGUAAGGGGACCCUCAAGGCCUUCCAGGAGCUCUGUGACCACCUGGAGCUGAAGCCUAAGGACCACCGCUCCUUCUACCACAAGCUCAAGUCCAAACUUAACUAUUGGAGAGCCAAGGCCCUCUGGGCAAAGCUGGACAAGCGGGGCAGCCACAAAGACUACAAGAAGGGGAAAGCGUGCACCAACACCAAGUGUCUCAUCAUUGGAGCUGGCCCCUGUGGUCUCCGCACAGCCAUCGAUUUAUCUUUACUGGGAGCUAAGGUGGUUGUUAUUGAGAAACGAGAUGCCUUCUCGCGCAACAAUGUCUUGCAUCUCUGGCCAUUCACCAUACACGAUCUACGAGGUUUGGGUGCCAAGAAGUUCUAUGGCAAGUUCUGUGCUGGAGCCAUUGACCACAUCAGUAUCCGUCAGCUUCAACUGAUACUGUUGAAAGUAGCCUUGAUCCUAGGCAUUGAAAUCCAUGUCAACGUGGAAUUCCAAGGACUUGUGCAGCCUCCUGAGGACCAAGAAAAUGAACGGAUAGGUUGGCGGGCACUGGUGCACCCCAAAACCCACCCUGUAUCAGAAUAUGAAUUUGAGGUGAUCAUUGGAGGAGACGGCCGCAGGAACACCUUGGAAGGAUUUCGUCGGAAAGAGUUUCGGGGCAAGCUGGCCAUUGCCAUUACAGCAAAUUUUAUUAACCGAAAUACAACUGCAGAAGCCAAAGUGGAAGAGAUCAGUGGUGUGGCUUUUAUAUUCAACCAAAAAUUUUUCCAGGAACUGAGGGAGGCCACAGGGAUUGAUUUGGAGAACAUUGUCUACUACAAAGAUGAUACUCACUAUUUUGUUAUGACAGCCAAGAAGCAGAGUUUACUGGACAAAGGGGUGAUACUGCAUGACUAUGCUGACACGGAGCUCCUGCUAUCCCGGGAGAAUGUGGACCAAGAGGCGCUGCUCAACUACGCCAGGGAGGCGGCGGACUUCUCCACCCAGCAGCAGCUGCCAUCCCUGGACUUUGCCAUCAACCACUAUGGGCAGCCUGACGUGGCCAUGUUCGACUUCACGUGCAUGUACGCCUCGGAGAACGCCGCUCUGGUGCGGGAGCACAACGGACACCAGCUCUUAGUGGCUCUGGUUGGGGAUAGCCUCCUGGAGCCUUUUUGGCCAAUGGGAACAGGAAUAGCCCGGGGCUUUCUAGCUGCUAUGGACUCAGCCUGGAUGGUGCGGAGUUGGUCUCUGGGAACGAGCCCCUUGGAGGUCCUGGCAGAAAGGGAAAGCAUCUAUAGGUUGCUGCCUCAGACCACCCCGGAGAAUGUGAGCAAGAACUUUAGCCAGUACAGCAUAGACCCUGUCACAAGAUACCCCAACGUCAACGUCAACUUCCUCCGGCCAAGCCAGGUACGCCAUUUGUAUGAUACUGGAGAAUCAAAAGAUAUUCAUCUGGAGAUGGAGAACCUGGUGAAUUCCCGGACAACUCCGAAGCUAGCUCGCAAUGAGUCUGUGGCUCGUUCAAGCAAACUGCUGGGUUGGUGCCAAAGGCAGACAGAUGGCUAUGCCGGGGUGAACGUGACAGACCUCACCAUGUCCUGGAAAAGCGGCCUGGCCCUGUGUGCGAUUAUCCACAGAUACCGCCCUGAUCUGAUAGAUUUUGAUUCUUUGGAUGAGCAAAAUGUGGAGAAGAAUAACCAGCUGGCCUUUGAUAUUGCUGAGAAGGAACUGGGCAUUUCUCCCAUCAUGACAGGCAAAGAGAUGGCCUCGGUGGGGGAGCCGGACAAGCUGUCCAUGGUGAUGUACCUGACCCAGUUCUACGAGAUGUUCAGGGACUCGCUCCCCUCCCGAGACGCCUUGGAGCUGAAUGCUGAGGAGAGAGCCAUCCUGAUUGCCAGCACUAAAUCCCCCAUCUCCUUCCUGAGCAAGCUUGGCCAAACCAUUUCUAGGAAGCGUUCUCCCAAGGACAAAAAGGAAAAGGACUUGGAUGGUGCCGGGAAGAGGAGAAAGACCAGCCAGUCAGAAGAGGAGGACGCGCCCCGGGGCUACCGAGGAGGAAGGCCCACACUGGUGAGCACGCUGACCGACCGGAGGAUGGACGUGGCCCUUGGCAACCAGAACAAAGUGAAGUACAUGGCAACCCAGCUGCUGGCCAAGUUUGAGGAGAACGCGCCCCCACAGUCCACGGGCGUGAGGAGACAGCCUACACAAGAGCGUGGGCUCAGCCAGUCGUCCUGCUGUCUACCUGAGCAGGGUCGCCCUGCUCCCACCCCCCGGUGGAAACAGCGACAGGAAAAGGAACGUUCUCGGACCUGCCCCAAAAAAGUGAUCACACUCUCUCCUCCCCCUGUUCCACCUCCCUGUCCGGCACAUGGCGGCCAGCAGACGUGCAGGGAUCUUGAUGCUGACAGCCGUGGCAAGCAGAGUCCCCACCACGAGAGGCCAGAGCCUGAGCCUUCUCGUCGAUUUUUUGUCGACCAGUGGGAGCUUUCUCUAAGCCUCCGCUCCUCCGGCCGCCCCGCCUCUCCCUCCUCUGACUCCCUCCGACAGAAGUAUAUAAAGAUGUACACGGGCGGAGUGAGCUCAUUGGCUGAGCAGAUAGCCAAUCAGCUUCAAAGGAAAGAACAGCCUAAAACCCUUCUAGACAAGAAGGAACUGGGCUCAAUAAAGAAGGAGUUCCCACAGAACUUGGGAGGCAGCGACACGUGCUAUUUUUGUCAGAAGCGAGUCUAUGUGAUGGAGCGGCUGAGCGCCGAGGGCAAGUUCUUCCAUCGGAGCUGCUUCAAGUGCGAGUACUGUGCCACCACCCUGCGCCUGUCCGCCUACGCCUACGACCUUGAGGAUGGUAAAUUCUACUGCAAACCACACUACUGUUACCGGCUGUCUGGCUCCGCACAGAGGAAGAGACCAGCAGUGGCUCCUUUGUCUGGAAAGGAGACCAGGGGACUUCUGCAGGAUGGCCCCACCGCAGACACCAACGGACGGUCCAGCUCCAGUGCCAGCCCUGCCGAGAGAACUCCAGGUUCCGGUGUGAAUGGCCUAGAGGAGCCCAGCAUCGCCAAGCGGCUACGGGGCACCCCAGAAAGGAUUGAACUGGAGAACUACCGUCUGUCGGUGAGGCAGGCUGAGGGGCUGGAGGAGGUGCCCGAGGAGACACAGGCUGAGCACAACCUGAGCAGCGUGCUGGACACAGGAACAGAGGAGGACGCGGCCAGCAGCAGCUCUGAGUCCGAGAUGGAGGAGGAGGAGGAAGAGGAGGAGCCCCCACUGCCCGCCUCGGACCUGGGCGGCGUUCCCUGGAAGGAGGCUGUGAGGAUCCAUGCUCUUCUGAAAGGAAAGAGCGAAGAGGAGCUGGAGGCCUCUGGGAGCUUUGAGCCUGGGGACGAGGACGAUGAGGACGAGGAGGAUGAGGAGGAGGAAGAGGAGGAGGACGAGUCCAGUGAAGCCGGGAACCAGAGGCUACUGCAGAGCAUAGGUGCAGCUGAUCCUUUGGAGAUCCAGGCUGACGUGCACUGGACGCAUAUUCGUGAGAACAAGCAGGAGCGAGCUGCCCCGGCCUCUGAGUCCUCUCCUUCCAGAGUGCCCGACCUUCCCUCUGUUCGCCGUGCAGCAGUGCAGGCCUGGCUGGAGUCGGUCUCCGGAGUCCCGUUUGAUGAGGAAGACCUGGAGGACGACGAGGACUCAGAGCCAGCAGAGAUAGAAGGGGAGGCAGCAGAGAAUGGGGACACAGGGGACACUGGUGCAGAGCUGGAGGAUGAUCAGCACUGGUCUGACGAUGCCCCAUCAGAGGCUGACACGGUGCGGCAACAGGCUGUGACGGGAGCUGGGCUGGAGCUGAGGGUGUCAGAAGGCAAGGAGGAGCCGCCGCCAACCCCGGCAAGGCACCAAGGGAGAGGUCCCUCCCAAGUCUCCAGCCCCACCCGGUCCCCUGAGAAGCAAGUGGUCCUCUCUUCCCCAGCCCACAGUCCUGAGGCACAGGGCGCCAGAGCCCCUCUCCCCUCUGCUGCCACCACUCUGGGGUCACCCACAGAGAGCUCUGUGCCAGAGCCCCCACCCCCCCAUGGGGAGCCCACCACAGGCCCUCCCGUCCGAUCGCAGCCGGAAGCCAGGACACCGCCCUCACCCACCAGCCCGCCGCACCGGACCCCACUGGUCCCCCUCCCCAUCUGCUCCCAACCUCAGCCGUCCUCAGAGGCCACUGUGCCAUCUCCCACCAUGUCCCCCAUCCGCUUCCAGCCCACACCAGCCAGGACAUCUACUCCCCUGGCACCCCUCCCCACAAAGAACCAAGGGGAUGCCAAGGACACCCUGGGCAGCCCCCUCGCUGUGGACGAGGCCCUGAAACGCAGCGACCUGGUGGCAGAGUUCUGGAUGAAGAGUGCCGAGAUCCGCCGCAGCCUGGGGCUCAAACCCGUGCAUCGGAGCCCAGGGCCCGAGCCUGGCUUCCAGCCCACGUCCCUGAAGGCCUAUCCAGCUGAGAGGUCCCCUCAGGGUGAAGGGCUCAGGCUCCUAAAGCCUCCCCCUAUCCCCAAGAGGCUGGGCCUGCCCAUUGCAGAGGGGGCUCAGCCCUCCCUGCCCACCCCAGGGUCCCCGCCAGACAGGGAGCUGAAGAGCCCCCGCGAGGAGCACAGAGACCUGUCCAGCAGCUCGGGGCUGGGCCUGCAGGCCAGCUCCUCCCGCACCAGGACGCCUGGCAGUCAGAGCUUCAACACCUCAGACUCCACCAUGCUCACGCCCCCCUCCAGCCCGCCGCCCCCACCCCCCGACGAGGAGCCCGCCACCCUCCCCAGGGAGCCCACGGCCCCUGCACCAGCACCCCCGCCCCCACCGCCGCCGGCCGCCUGCACUCGGUCUCCCCGGGAGGAGGCUCGGAAGUCGUUUGUGGAGAGUGUGGACGAGAUCCCCUUCGCCGACGACGUGGAGGACACAUAUGACGACCGCACGGAGGACUCGAGCCUGCAGGAGCCGUUCUUCACGCCCCCCUCCCACUGGUCCCGCCUCGAGCAGCCCUCCCGGCCGCCCAUGGCCCAGGAGAAUGGGAGGGGGCCGGUGGCAGAGAGUGGGGUCCAGCCACAGAAGCGGGGGCUGCCACUGGUCUCCGCAGAAGCCAAGGAGCUGGCCACGGAGCGCAUGCGGGCCCGGGAGAAGUCAGUGAGGAGCCAGGCGCUGAGGGACGCCAUGGCCCGGCAGCUGAGCCGGAUGAAGGAGCUGGACACAGCGGCCCCGACCCCCAGGACCCCAGCACCCCGCAGAGCCGCCGCCACGGCGCCCAAGGGCAGGGGACCCGGGCCCCAGGGCUCCGAGGAACCCACCCUCAGGCACGAGGCCACCAGUGAGGAGGUCCUGUCCCCUCCCUCAGACUCAGGGGGCCCAGAUGGCUCCGUCACCUCAUCCGAGGGCUCUAGCGGGAAGAGCAAGAAGAGAUCGUCCCUCUUCUCCCCCCGAAGAAACAAGAAGGAGAAGAAGCCCAAGGGUGAGGGCCGACCCCCAGAGAGGCCCGGCCCCCUGGAGGGGACAGCUGCCAAGCCCCGGUCCCUGUGGAAGUCCGUCUUCUCUGGGUACAGGAGGGACAGGAGGAAGAAGGGGGACGGCACGUCCUGUCCCAGCACCCCAUCCAGUGGAGGCACCAUAGACACCAGCAAGCCCGGGGCAUCUGCUGUUGUGAGAGCAGAGCUGCGGCCCCGGCGCCAGCUGAGCUGCUCAGAAGACUCAGACCUCUCCAGCGACGACGUCCUCGAGCGGGCCUCACAGAAGUCCAGGAGAGAGCCGAGAACUUACACAGAGGAGGAGCUAAACGCCAAGCUGACCCGGCGUGUGCAGAAGGCAGCUCGGAGGCAGGCCAAGCAGGAGGAGCUCAAGCGGCUGCACCGGGCCCAGAUCAUCCAGCGGCAGCUGGAGCAGGUGGAGGAGAAGCAGCGGCAGCUGGAGGAGAGAGGGGUCGCGGUGGAGAAGGCGCUGCGAGGGGAAGCAGACUAUUGGGGAGAGUCUUAUUACAGUGACCUCAUCGACUUGCACCUGGGUGUUGAGCCCAGUGGCGGGACUCCACGGCGUAGACCUCUCUCCUUCUGCCCUUGCUGUGUCCAGGAAGGCAUGGGCAAGCAGGAUGACCCCAAGCUGAUGCAGGAGUGGUUCAAGCUGGUGCAGGAGAAGAAUGCCAUGGUGCGCUAUGAGUCAGAGCUGAUGAUCUUCGCCCGGGAGCUGGAGCUAGAGGACCGCCAGAGCCGGCUGCAGCAGGAGCUCCGAGAGCGGAUGGCUGUGGAAGAUCACCUGAAGACAGAGGAGGAGCUGUCGGAGGAGAAGCAGAUCCUGAACGAGAUGCUGGAGGUGGUAGAGCAGAGGGACGCCCUGGUGGCCCUGCUGGAGGAGCAGCGGCUGCGGGAGAAGGAGGAGGACCGGGACCUGGAGGCCGCCAUGCUGUCCAAGGGCUUCAGCCUGAACUGGUCCUGAGUACCCACCAACCACCUGGACCCAGACUUGGGCAGCCUGAUGCCCCUGGGGCUCGGAUGUCCACGAGUCUGGGCAGCUCAGCCUCCUCAGAGGUCCUGACCUCCCGCUCUAGAGAGAGGAGGGCGGAGUAGGGUAGGGUGUGGGACGGAGGCCUGCCCACAGAGGACAAGGAGGAGGCUGCUCCCUGCUCCCCAAGCACCCCGGGCGGUGAGUCUGGGCUGGAAGUUCCUCCUGCUGGGGUUGGGGGGGCCACACCCCAGGCCUUUCCCUGCUGUGGCCUGGGGCCUGAACCUGCUGCAUUUUGCUUUCAAUUCACAACACUGGAAAAACCCUGACUUUGGGGGACAGCUGAGGCCCUGCAUCCGGCCCCGCUGAUGGGCCAGCGUCAUCAUAGGCCGUCCCUUUGGGCAGGAGGCCCCCAUUCUCUGCUUUGUUCCUGUGUUUGCGCCAAACGCAGCUGACAGCCUGGCGAGACGUGAGGCCACUUUGGACCCUCUUUGUCAAUUAACUUAUUUUUUUAAUACUUGAAAAGAAGCUACUUCAUUUUUGUAUCUUUACCAGAGACACUGAUGGCCUGGCACCUGGGGUAGCGGUUGUGGAGGUGUGGCCCAAUGGACCACAUUUAUCGCCCUAUUUAUUACCCUCCUUCGGGCCAGCCGAGACCCUUCUGUGGGUCCCCACUCAGAAGACCCCUGUCCACCUGGCACCAGACGUCCGUUUCUGUGCCAUUUGCUUGUCGAGGAUACAUUUCAGCGCUGCUGGAAGCCAAGCCACAAGGCACAGGUGCCUGCCACCCACGCUGUUGGAAUCCUGGCGCUUCAGAGCCCAUCUUAUCCUCAGUUUUGGUGCCAAGGUCUCACGUCCCACAACACUUAGAAAGUUUUAGGUGGGCUACACCAGCACGUGGGGCCUGCAGCUGGAGGCACUGUGACAGGACAGGGUGGCUGCAGUCUUGGUCACACUCACACAACAGCCCUGCACCCCCCCCACAUACCCCCCAGAGUGAGGCAUGGGGUGAGAAGCACAGUGAAGCCAGCUCUAGCCAUGGUUCCACCACAGGCCUCCGUGUGCAGUUCACAGAGCUGUUGUUGCCAAGCUCGCCCCCCAGCGUGAGCGUACAGUUGGCCCCAGGGGUCCAGUCCUGAGGCCCUUGAGCCAGCUCCUGGUGGAGCCAGGGCAGCGUGGAAGGACGAGAGGCCUCCGCACCAACCUGGGACUGUCCUUGGGGAACCGCAUCGUGCCUCAACCAGAACACAGUCAUUCUUACUGCAGAGGAGCGAAGAACUGGCUCCCUCGCUGUGUACCAGAGCUGCCAUCUCUUGUGGAAUCCAGGGACGCACUGCUUCACCCAUGGCGCCUCUGACCAUCACCUCCUGCUUUCUAAUGAGGCAGAGCCUCUAUUUUUAUUCUCGUUUCUUAAAAGGGGGAGCAGAGGGUGUUCUAGAUUCCAGCUUUAAACCCCAGCCAUCCAGUAAAACUGGGCUUGGGUUAGGAUUCAUCGCCUGUGUGGCCUUUGCCUAAUCUCACCCACCACCCGCAGGCCCUGUGACUUCCAGGCCUGCCUCUGGAGCCCCUGCCACCCGGGACGAGGACAAGUUUACAGUGGCCAGAAGGGACGUGGCCAUAUGAUAGGCUUGCGUGGCCCGAUGUAGCAGGAGCGCCUGGACACCUGCCACUCCAGAAGUGCACUGUGCCUACAGGUGUGAGGAUGGCCGGAAGGCUCCCAAGAAGCCCAGAAAUGCUCCCCAGCUCCUCCAGCAGGGCUUCUACUUCAGGUUCUAAGAGAGCACUUUUUCCUCAAGGUCCCAUUUUAUAACCACUAGUUUGCAGGUUGUCUUAGCGCCCUGCUGAUGGGCUACACGCAGUGUUUCCCAGCUCUGGACUUGCACGCAGCUCCAGUCAAGUCCCCUUGAAGGCAGGGCAGCAGGAAAUCUUUCUGAAAUGCCAGAGUGUGAGUCAGCCCGAGCCCAGACAGGGGCGACCAGAGUCCGCCUCGGCAGAGGGAAGGCAGCAGGGCCCCUGGCCUGAGUCCAAGGUCACCAGCGGGUCCAGCCCUGCUCAGACGGCGUCUCCUGGCCUUUGCCCCCAGGAGCCACCUUCCAGCUGCUCUUGACCAGCAAUGACAGACUAUCUUUUCAAAAGAGCAGAAUUUUUCAGGAGGGCAGAAAAUGGAGAGAGUUUAAAGAAAAAAUGUAAAGAUGGUAACAACUGACCUACAAAGGGGAAUGGGCCAUUUUAUGCGCAAUAAAAGUUUUUACAAGAA